This is a messenger RNA of Porites lobata, 2575 nucleotides long. The record is from the annotation of a GenBank genome assembly. Lineage: Eukaryota; Metazoa; Cnidaria; Anthozoa; Scleractinia; Poritidae.
AUGUCUUCCACGGAAGAAAACAAAACCUGCUUUAUAGUAAACAAUUCGCCGGAUUUUGUAACGGGGAUCUUUAUCACGCUCUCAGUUACCGGAAUAUUAACAGCGAUUUUGGGAAACUCUCUGAUAUUUCUUGCCGUGUACAAAACAUACUCACUCAGAACUCCAUCUAACUACCUACUUGCUAGUCUGUCCUUAGCAAGUCUACUGUUCGUCCCGGUUCUGGCGAGUUGCACUGUUUCGCUAACAAUGAGCGAAUGCCAUGCAAUAAUGCCAAUUUUGUGUUCAUGGACUUCAAAAGUGGAUUUUGCAUUAUUCUGUGUUGUCAUGGCUCAUCUGGCUAUGAUCUCCUUGGAUCGACUUGUAGCUAUCAAAAGACCAAUGAGGUAUGUUUUUAAAACAAUUUCCAGCUCUGGUAUUCAAUCACAGAAAAUUAAAAAUUAAAAAUUUUAACCUUUUUGUUCUUGAAGUUUGUAAAACCGAUCAAAUUUGUGGAUAAAGUAUAAUUGUAUGAAACUCUCAGGCAGUUCUUCACGGUUCAUGACAGCUUUUCAAGAAUUUAUCAAAUGAAAUUGGAAGCGAACCUUCUUUGUCUGCUUUAUUUCGAUUUAUGUCGCUGUUGCUUAAGGGGCUCUCACACUAUAUCACAAGUUAUUUUCUGCGACUUCUAUCAUUUCCAUGAAACUUCUAAUGUUUGUUAAUUAAUACUUUGUAAGUUCGAUAGCAUUUCAUGUGUUUUUGUCCUCGAUUAGAGAGAACUGCUUAUACAAGCUUUAACGGCAGGUGCAAUAUAAGGGAUGCACCAUCGUUGCCAAUGAUAAGAUGAGAUAAUAUAUAAAAAAUACAUGAUAUUAAAAAAUGUGCACUUAUAUUCAAGACAGUUACUGUUUUGGCAGUCCGCAAAAAUCCAAUAUUAUUCAAAUGUCUAAGAAAAGAUGAAACAUGAGGUACGUUCUUUUUCAUCUCCACGUCGGCAGCUGCUUCCAAAUACAUGACGUCACAUGACGUCAUGGCAGCCAUAUUGAUGUUCCAAAACAAUGAAACGGUGGCCAACCAAUCCUCUGCGAGUUCAACUCUUUACCUUUGUAAAUGUUUUCUUUUGUUCCAAUAAAUUUGCAUAGACGAUGGUCACGUGAGUGAAAACGCUCUAUACCUGAUUCAAUAAAGAUUGCUUUGGGCAUUGGCAAUUGCGUACCUUGGAAGUAUUGUUUGGCAGUAGCUGACAGUCACUCACUGUUCCGUAUGCCUAUAAAUGCCCAAUGCCCAAUUGCCAAAGCAGCCUUUACUGAAUUGGGUGUAAAAGAACUAUAAAGAAACGGCUUUCUAGAAUUGUGUUCUAUCAAUAAUAAUAAUAAUAAUAAUAAUAAUAAUAAUUGGGGAAAAAAGACAGAAACUGUGCCAGUUAUUGUCGGCGCGCUAGGACUCAUUAAAAAGGGAAUGGACCUGAAUUUAGGAAGAUCUCUGGAGCUAUUAACAUCAAUGAGCUGCAAAAGAUCAUUCACUUCAGUCCAACUAAUAAAAUACCCCUCCAGCAGAUCAGGACCAAGGAAUUGGCCCGGUUCUACGAAGCAAUUUAUUGCACUAUGAAAAAUAAUAACAAUCAUAAUCAUCUUCAUCAUCAUCAUCAUCAUCAUCAUCAUCAUUUCUUUUUUAAAUUUUUAGUCCUAGUCCCAAAGAGAAUUGAAACCCAUAGUUUCUCACUACAUUACGCGCAACUAGAUUCUUCACUAGAUCAACUUGAGUAGGUAAGAUAGUUAAAUAGUGAAACAGUCAACUGGUGAUAGAAGAGGUAGAUGAGGGAGAUAGCUGUGAGUUUUUCGGGUGUAGCUAAAUAUGCUUAUCACAAGUUCUUGUCCUGUUGUUAUUACUCUACCCAUGGAGAUUAAAACUGUUAACGAUGACUUUAAUUCUGAAAAACAUUUUUCUCACCUGCAGAUACUCAACAAUGAUGACAAAGAGGAGGACCCUAGUUAUAAUAACAAUAGUCUGGAUUGCUGGCGGAAUUGGAGGAGCUAUUCCAGGCUUUUUUCGUCUCAUUCUUCGAAAUCAAGGCAGAAUACUACUUCAACUGAUGUAUGGUUGCAUUCAAAAUAACGUAAUCCCUACUCAACGUCAAUUAAAAUCCAUAAUUCCUCAUUUCCUCUUCUUGAUGUCGUUAACAGUCCUUUUACCAAGCGGUAUUAUGCUCUUCACGCAUGCGUGGAUUUUUACCAUCUCUCGCAGUCAGUUACGAAGAAUCCGCGUGCUGGAAGACGCCGUAUCAAAACGACGGUCUAGUGAAAUGCGCGCCGCUAAAACGGUGGCAGUCACCGUGUUUUCAGCAUUAGCGUGCUUUACUCCUCUGGUUGUUGUAAAUUUCAUCACAGCAUUAGAUCCACCAAGUGGGAAGAAGUUAACUCCCACUCAAAUCAACAUCAAGUAUAUUCUUUUUCCGAGUCUCAAGAUUUUGUAUCUGUUGGCGGUAACUUUAAACCCUUUUAUUUGUGCUUUAAAAACCAGACCCUUUAAAGAGAAGUUCAAGAACUAUUUAAAACCUUUGCAAAUAAGACUAAGCGUUCCUUUGCCUACUACAUUAAAA